Messenger RNA from Echinostoma caproni, 552 nucleotides. The record is from the annotation of a GenBank genome assembly. Lineage: Eukaryota; Metazoa; Platyhelminthes; Trematoda; Plagiorchiida; Echinostomatidae.
AUGCGUGCUCCGGAUUUCUCAUUCAUCUGGAUGACUAUCACCCCGUGGAUUAUCUUAGCUUUGGGUUGUUUGAUGACCGCACCUGGUCUACGGUUCGUAUACAGUCAUACUGUUGAGCUGAGACGUCCCCGGUUUGGAUUAGCUCAGACUCAUCUAGUGGGUCCGUUGAAUCCGACAACAGACCACGACGUGGCUGACAAGACGCUAACUCACACCCGGUCGAAUGUGUACGCCACAAAGGGAUCAGCCUAUCACAAGCUAGCCGAUCACUCAGCGCGUUCGUUCGAUCCCAUAUCCAAACAGAGGAAUCCUGUGAAUGCGGAUGAACCGAACUGGCUGACCAGAUUCCCACCGGAUCAAGAUCUAUUCAGAUCGUCCCGAAUGGGAUCCCAGUCAUCAAACAAACGGAGUAUACAACUGUCUAGCCAACUACGGAGAAAUCACUCACGUCGCAAGACUGGUCGUGUUGCAUCAAGUUCACUGGGGAAAGGCACUGCAAUUACCGCAAUGGAGGAGCCGAAGGGGAACGUCACACAAACUCGCUGGUGGUAA